Podarcis raffonei (Aeolian wall lizard) is the source of this 1451-nucleotide messenger RNA. RefSeq names its product solute carrier family 25 member 36-A-like. Gene Ontology annotation, molecular function: pyrimidine nucleotide transmembrane transporter activity. Gene Ontology annotation, cellular component: mitochondrion. The coding region runs from base 21 to 965 and encodes 314 amino acids. The record is from RefSeq and is a predicted model, not a curated record. Gene Ontology annotation, biological process: pyrimidine nucleotide import into mitochondrion. The transcript has 7 exons. Lineage: Eukaryota; Metazoa; Chordata; Lepidosauria; Squamata; Lacertidae.
UUGCGCGGCACAGAGGAAGGAUGCCCCGACGGAGCACCGCGCUGCACCUCGCUGCCGGCGGAUUUGGUGGCACGGCUGGAGCCAUCUUGACCUGCCCUUUGGAGGUGGUGAAGACCCGCCUGCAGUCUUCCUCGCUGGCCGUGAGGCCGCUGUGCCUUCCUGCGGUGCAGAUGCAAGGGGUGAACGGAGCACUGAUCCGCCCCGGACUGCCCUCCAUAGGGGCUCUUCAGCUCUUGAGAACCAUCCUAGAGAAAGAAGGGAUCCGCUCCCUCUUCCGAGGCCUGGGGCCCAAUGUAGUCGGAGUUGCACCUUCCAGGGCCAUUUAUUUUGCUGCUUAUUCGGGCGCCAAGGAGAAACUCAACACGGUGUUUGCGCCAGAGUCUAAGAAGGUUCACAUGCUUUCGGCAGCCUGUGCAGGAGUCACUUCUUCCACUUUGACAAACCCCAUCUGGCUGGUGAAGACCAGAAUGCAGCUGGAAGCCAGGGCCAAAGACGAGCGGCGCACCAGCGGCUUCCAAUGCGCCUUGCGCAUUUAUCACACGGAGGGCCUGCGAGGCUUUUACCGUGGGAUCACUGCCUCAUACGCUGGUGUCUCUGAAACCAUCAUCCAUUUUGUUAUCUACGAGGCCCUGAAGCAGCGACUCAGAGAGCAUCGGUCGUUCCUGACUCCGACUCCUGUCUUUUCCCCAAGCAGCCAGGACUUCCUUGGGCUGAUGGCAGCAGCCGCCGUUUCCAAAACAUGUGCAUCAUGUAUUGCCUACCCACACGAGGUCAUCCGGACGCGGCUGAGAGAAGAGGGCUCGCGUUACCGCUCCCUUGUGCAAACUCUGCAGCUUGUGGUCCGAGAAGAGGGCCCCUGCGCUCUUUACCGUGGGCUCCUGACUCAUCUGACCCGCCAGAUCCCCAACGCGGCCAUCGUCAUGGUCACCUAUGAACUAAUCAUUCAUUUGGCAACCAAAAUGUGAUGCUUCCCCCUCCCUGAGAAUUGGCUAUUGUUGGCAUGUGGCUUUAGGAAUGUGAAGCCUUGAUAACGAUGAUCACAUUUCCCUGUUCCAUGGUUCGAUGAUGCCGUGGGAAAGGCUUGAAAGCUAGUGGCCUGUCUGUAAUCUUUUGUUUGCGAGCCUCGGUAACUGAAGGAUGGCUUCAACUGUGCUGGGCCUCUCAUCAGAUGCCUUAAAAGACAUCAGUGGGCAAGGGACCACUCAAAGAUGCAGUUGGACAGAUGCAAGAGUUUUAUAUGCAGAAGGAACAGUGCCUAAAUGUAUGCGUACGGAGGGUGGCUCGGUUGGCAAACGCUCUUCCCCAGUGCCCCUGCCUGGCCAGGCUCCAGUGUGCUGGUUGUGCAAUUCAGGGCAGAGGAGGAAAGGGUUCUGCUCUACUUCCCCUGUGGCCCGAGUCCGGCUUGCCAGUUGGCCGGGAAGGCAGAGGGCUUGUACGGAAGCCACGUAAAA